AGGAAGUCUAGGUAACUACAUAAGUAGAAUGAUUCCGUGUCUCCCGCUCGUAGUUGUGUUCCUCUGGAAAAACGAAAAUAAAAGGAGAGCUUAAACAAAAUAAGCAUAAAAAGCUUGAUCCGAUCAUCCCUAAGUAAGGCUGCUGCCCCUGAUACUGAUUGACAAUCAAUCAUCAAGCCAUCACCUUGCUAUUAUUUGUUUGUGUUUCUAAGUAGAUGUAGAAAAAAACCAUCUAUUAACAAACCACUGUUACUCGACUCCUGCCUUGAUAUUGAUUUCUUCACAGUCCCACACUAGAGAAAGAUGGCAUUCCUCUACCACGACUUUGGUCCUGCUUACAAGCAAGGAGAGUUGCUCCCUUGCCAAAAGGUUAUUACGGAUGUGCAUAGACAGCCUCGAUCUGGUUUCCAGCCAGAUGAUGAAAUCCGCAAAAACCGCUCAAGAUUCGCCGGUGCAGAUGCACCACCAGGGCUGGAAAGAGUCACUGGGCCAGUGGAGCAUGCGCAGAGAGGGAUGUUGCCGAAGAGAUAUAAUGAGAGAUUUGGUACAUAGAUUUUUUUUUUUUGGUAAGUAGGUAAUUUUGGACAUUUCAUCGGGCUAGUUGUCACCAUCUUAGCAUUCCAGCACACUCUUUUUCUGUUUUUUUUAACUUGGAAUGGUCAACAACAUGAGCAUCAUGUUAUGAUUUGCUUGUCGUGGUUCUUCCUCUAACUACACUAACGCUGGCAUCUUCGACACAACAGGUGAAAACACCGAAACCGGCAUCCGCGCCCCCAUUCAACGACCUUCUCCUGGCAAAAUUCCUAGGAGUCCAGUGACAGUUUGGGGUCCUGAGAUUGUGGAGCUUCUGGGCCGUCAGCCAGCUGGCAUGGUUUCGCACGAACUAGACAAGGUUUCAGCCAAAAGUGGUGCAGGAACUUUGGGAUAUUACGACAUUUUGGACAGAAAUACAGCACAAUACGAGAUGCUGAACACAACUGGAGGUGGACGAUCACCGCGAAUGGGAAUGCAGCACCAUGAGGGUAUUCACGCAGCAGACGAUAAGAACUACACCACAGCUACUAGUUCCGGAGUGGGAGGAGGUGUUCAACAGCACCCAGGUGACAUCAUCAACCAAGGCAAAGGUCACUACUUCGAAGUUGGUGAAACUCAGCGCAGCUAUCUCGCUCGCCAAUUGCAGAACAUGCAAUUGGACCAAGGUCGCGUCUUUGCGCCAGUGACGACGCGCAAUGAGCGUCAUGGGGGAUUGUUGGAGAACACGGCAAAUCAAGAUGCCAAUAGCAAGAAAAACAUGCCAACUUUGUUGCACACCAAUGUGCCAGAUUGCUACAAACCAGAGCCGCCGUUGAGCAUUAAACCGGAACACGAGCUUUACACCUACCAAAACGAAACUUUCGGACCGGACAGGAAGUUGUUGCGCUACAAUCGCUGCGACACGGGAGAUCCAUUUUUGACGCGGUAUGUACCGAAGGUUUCGAAUUACACGGAGAAACCGAAUGAACGGACCCUGACGUAUGUCAUUCCUGAGGGAAAGACGGCGAGUGCAAUAGCUGAUCGAGCAGCUGGCAAUGCUCCUAGCAACAUGACGACUCCCCGCAUGAAUCCGAAUCAGCAUCAGGGAAACAACGGAAAUCACAAUCAGCACGUUACUUUUUCCCCAGAAGCCAUGUGGUCCAUGCCCUCCAUUGCUGAGCAGGAGCAAGGUGCUAGCAAAACCACCGUCAAGCGACAUUAUUCCCCGAAUCGUGGUGCCGUGAUGGUCGAUGAACAAUCCCGACGAAAAUACGAGGACACAAAAUUGAGUCGCGACAACUCACCUCAUAGAUCACGUCUUUAUCCAGGCUUCGGUCCUGCCGACCACAGUCCAGUCGUCAACGCGCGCAAGGAUAAGAGUAGGAGUCACCCAGUGCAUAUGCCAGGCAAUCCAACCAGGGCUUUGAUUCCAAAAGCCAGAUACCAUGAUCCAGCGUUGGCUUCUCCGAGAGCACAACAACUAGAACUACAGGCGGAACAAAAUGGUAAUGGACGCAUGAUGUACACGGCAGAUGAGUUGGAGGCAGCUCGCUAUCACAUGGGAUAUGAGGAAGAAACGAAGGAAUACAACUAUGGAUCGAGGUCGGCUCGAGGUGGUGGCGGUGCUCAAGCUCAACAACCAGCUGCAGGUCGACCAUCCGCAGUGUUGAAAGGUGCAGGACAUGGUCUUGUGUCAGCACCUUAUGCAACCCAACCUCCGCAGCAACCGACUCCAACUACAGAUGCAGCUGUUUCGCCCGCUUAUCAUCAAAACAACGCCUCUACUAGUAACAGAGCCCCAACUUCUGCUCGAAACGUCUUCCUAGACAAUCAGGACCUCUCUUUCGCAGAGGCUGGAGAACUUCUAGCGCAUUCUGCGCGGUCGCCGCACUCACCACGUUAUGGUGGGGACACUUCUCUCGGCGAUUUCGUCUCGAAUGGACGCGGCAAGCGCUCAAUUCCUGGGAUGAACGCUUAUUUGGACAGAGAAGCUCAAGCUAGUAGAGCAUCGCCAAGUAGAGGUGCUGGACGUAGUGCAGCUGGUUGUAAAAAUGCACAAGAACAACAGAGCGGUCAUCAUCGUCUCCAAGAAGAAUUCCUGCUUCAAAACAACACGCGAGAGGACUACUUUGGUCCAAAGCAACGGGCUGAUGGCCCUAAAACAUCACCUAAAACAUCAGCAAGACACCCAGUCGAUGGCUUCCCUGCAGAUCCUCAGAGGGGAGAGCGCAGUGGCUUCAGUCCGUCCAGGAAGGAAGCAGUGGACCGAUUGAGACUCGACAAGGGCUACUAUGAAUAUGGACCGAAAGUCAAUCAUAGAAUGCUCUUGGCGCACGAGUGUGAGCCGACACCGAUCGUAAUGCCGAGAGACAGCGGAUUCAGACAGGGGAGGUUUAUCUAG
Molecule: messenger RNA, 2914 nt
Organism: Amoebophrya sp. A25
Lineage: Eukaryota; Dinophyceae; Syndiniales; Amoebophryaceae
Source: the annotation of a GenBank genome assembly